This is a messenger RNA of Truncatella angustata, 525 nucleotides long. RefSeq lists its product as uncharacterized. The record is from RefSeq and is a predicted model, not a curated record. The transcript is spliced from 2 exons. Bases 1 to 525 code for a protein of 174 amino acids. NCBI's taxonomy places the organism in Eukaryota, Fungi, Ascomycota, Sordariomycetes, Amphisphaeriales, Sporocadaceae.
AUGGCACCCAACAGCGACGCAAGCAUGCAGGGUCAUGCAAAACGUGCAUACUCCUUCAGCCAGCGACAGGUAGACCGUGUAAUCAGUCCGCAGCGCCGUCAAAAGUCCUACGAUGCGACAACCCAAUUCGCAACUGAGAAACCUGCAUUCUUUGCCUUCAUAGUCUCCCAACUCUUCUUCUCUGCUCUGCCGAUCGGCCUGUUCAUCUCCUUCUCCCUUUCGACCGUCGCCCUCGCCGUCAUCUCCGCCGUUGCCUUCUCCUUCUUCUGGGUCGGCAUUGCCCUUCUCGUCCUCGUCCCGAUCUUGUUCAUCACCGUCAGCAUAGCCAUCGUCGUCUGGCUUUGGGCUUUUGCCACAUUCCUUGUCGGUCGAUGGGUAUAUCGCAUGUUGCCCGUCAGUCUACAAGGUGAUGUGCAAGUCCGAGUCCCCAAUGGCAAGCAGGUCAUCUUCCAGAAAGAUCGCAAUAGUGGCGCAGGGAUCGGCUUUGAUCAAGUCAAAGAGGAGGCUACAGAGGUCGAGGAGUAG